AUGAAGGCGCAGCACGGUAAUCAGGAAAAUUAUUUACCCAUGUCUGCGGGCCUUGGACCCGCCGUGGGGAAACUCGAAUCGCAAAUUUAUUGCAUCAAGUAUACUUUGUUCUGCUUCAACGUCGUGCUAUGGUUAUUCGGCGUGUCUAUAUUCGCAUUGUGUCUAUGGAUCUGCUUCGAGCCCGGUUUCAACGAAUGGAUGAGAAUUUUGGAACUUCAGAAGUACUUCAUUGGGAUCUAUAUCAUUCUUAUUGCCUCGUUAGGCAUAAUGGUUGUAGCAUUCCUUGGUUGCGGCUCCGCUCUUAUGGAAAACGUCGUCCUACUCUACGGAUUUAUAGGAACACAAAUCGCGUUAUUUGUCUUCGGUCUGAUAGGCGCUUGCGUGGUCCUGGACUUUUCAACUUACGACUCUAGUGUUCAACCUCUUAUAAAAGAUGUCAUACUAAGACUCAUGAAUAACCCACAACAUGAAGGUAGCCGGGAAAUACUAAGGAUGGUGCAAGAAGGAAUUGGUUGUUGCGGUGCUGAUGGUCCGAUGGACUUUUUAAACUUGAAUAAACCUUUGCCAUCCGAGUGUCGUGACUCAGUCACCGGCAACGCUUACUUCCAUGGCUGUGUGGAUGAGCUCACUUGGUACUUAGAGGGCAAGACUGGCUGGUUGGCUGGCAUUGUUCUUGCUUCGUGCAUGAUAUGUGUGGUGAAUGCAGUUAUGUCUUUAGUCUUGAUACAAGCGGUGAAAAAAGAAGAAGACGAGGCUAUCGUAUACAAAAAUUAAAUGUUUAAGCAUAUAAUUUAAAUAGAUUGAGGGCCUGUCCCAACAAAUUUUAAGUUGUCUAACAAUCCAACGUGUUAAAUAUGUG
Molecule: messenger RNA, 859 nt
Organism: Papilio polytes (common Mormon)
Lineage: Eukaryota; Metazoa; Arthropoda; Insecta; Lepidoptera; Papilionidae
Gene: Tsp2A
Product: CD9 antigen
Exons: 6
Coding region: 1-774 (257 amino acids)
Cellular component (GO): membrane
Source: RefSeq, a predicted model, not a curated record